CCACGUAAGUAUGGACGAAAUCAAACUCCUCGCCUUUUCUUCUUCUCUGUCCGGUGCAAUUACUGUGCCAUUCCUCCUCCACCGAACUUGCAGAAAAGCCUGCAACAUCAAAAUUAAAAUCAUCCUUCUCUUCAACUCACUCCUCCAUCUCCCACCAAUUCACAUCAAACUCACAUACUUCGCAGCUACCGCACUAAUGUUUCUCACCGGAAACUCAAUAAAAUUCUUGCCAGCUGCGUUGAUUCCAAGAGCCCCGGAAUCCAACUUGGCAGAUUUGUCGAUCCCGAGUCCUCCCUCGCCAUGAAACCUCCGUACCCCCCCAAACAGAGCAUCCCCGCCGCCCUGUCCAUGCCGCUCCUCGUCCUCCUCUUGCUCUGCCUCUUCUCUUCCCCUGCCAAUUCUGACCUCGCCUCCGACAGAGCAGCUCUGGUCGCCCUCCGCUCUGCCCUCCAUGGCCGCCCCCUCCUCUGGAACCUCUCUGCCUCCCCCUGCUCCUGGGAAGGGGUCAAAUGCGCCCUCGGCCGAGUCAUCGAGCUACGGUUGCCCGGGAUGGGCCUGCGUGGUGAACUGCCAUCCGGCGUCUUCGGCAACCUCACUGGACUCCAGACCCUCUCUCUCCGGUACAACUCGCUGAGCGGCUCACUCCCUCCUGACCUCGCUGGCCUCUUCUCUCUUCGCAACCUCUACUUGCAGGGCAACAAAUUCUCUGGCCAGUUGCCAGACUUCUUGUUCUCUAUGCAGAGCCUGAUUCGCUUGAAUCUAGCUGCGAAUGAGUUCGACGGUGUGAUCUCGCCGCGGUUCAAUAGCCUCUCCGGGCUGAGCGCUCUGUAUUUAGAACAGAACAACUUUACCGGGUCGAUUCCUGAGUUGAGUUUGAGGCUUGAUCAGCUCAACAUGUCGUUCAAUCAUCUAAGCGGGGUGAUUCCGACCCCAUUCUCAGGCAUGCCUGAGAGCGCUUUUGAGGGGAACUCGCUCUGCGGGAAGCCCUUGAGCCCUUGCAAUGCAACAGCAGUGACGAGAGAUAAUAAGUUGUCCGGCAGAGCGAUUGCGAGCAUCGCGGUCGCUUCCUCGCUAAUGUUGUUGCUGGUCCUAGCGAUCGUUUUCUUGAUAUGUUGCAUGAGGAGUGCCAAGAAGAAGCACAGUCAUUCGAAAAAUAUUGAAGCUCCGAAGCAACCCAAAUUCGGCAUCCGCGCCAUCGGGAAAACUAGGGAUCCUAGCGGGUUUAACAGUCUGGUGUUCAUAAGGAAGCAACAAGAGAAUUUGUUUGACUUGGAAGACCUGUUGAAGGCUUCAGCUGAAGUUCUGGGGAAGGGGACUUUCGGGACAUCCUAUAAGGCUUCGCUGGGGACCGGAAACGCCAUGGCCGUGAAGAGGCUGAAGGACGUGAGCGAUUCCGAAACCGAGUUCGUGGAAAAAAUUAGGGAAAUCGGAUCAAUGAAUCACCCGAACUUGGUACCUCUGGUGGCUUACUACUAUAGCAGAGAUGAGAAGCUUCUGGUUUAUGAGUACAUGCCCACGGGAAGCUUGUCUGCUCUGUUGCACGGCGAUAACGGCGCCGGGUGGACACCGCUUAGUUGGGACACGAGGUGCCGCAUCGCACUCAGGGCAGCGGAAGCGGUCGCGUACAUCCACUCGCGGGGUCCCGAGGCCUCCCAUGGGAACAUAAAGUCGUCGAACGUCCUCCUGACCAAGUUGUACGAGCCCCGCGUCUCCGACUACGGCCUCGCCCGCCUCGCCGGCCCCGCCAUCUCCCCCAGCUGGUUCCACGGGUACCGCGCCCCUGAAGUGAUAGACAUCCGAAUCGUGUCCCAGGAGGCCGACGUGUACAGCUUCGGCGUGCUGAUAUUGGAGCUCGUCACGGGGAAGGCCCCCUCGACGUCGCUGCUGGCCGAGGAGGGGUUGGACCUCCCGAGGUGGGUCAGCGGGGCCGUCGAGCAGGAUUCGGCAGCCGAGGUUUUCGACGCCGAGCUGCUGAGGUACCAGAAUGUGGAGGAGGACAUGAUACGGAUGUUGCAGAUUGGGAUCGACUGCACCGAACAGAGUCCUGAUCAGAGGCCCUCCAUGGCCGAGGUGACCAAAAGAAUGGAGAGCCUGUCUCAGUUUCGCUCGCUUCAAGAACAACACUAGGAAUUGUCUUUGUUAACGUGUCUGAUGGAAGUGCAUU
Messenger RNA from Rhodamnia argentea, 2164 nucleotides. Its product is annotated as probable inactive receptor kinase At5g16590. Gene Ontology annotation, molecular function: protein kinase activity; ATP binding; protein binding. NCBI's taxonomy places the organism in Eukaryota, Viridiplantae, Streptophyta, Magnoliopsida, Myrtales, Myrtaceae. The record is from RefSeq and is a predicted model, not a curated record. The transcript has 2 exons. The coding region runs from base 301 to 2127 and encodes 608 amino acids. Gene Ontology annotation, biological process: protein phosphorylation.